GAAAGCUGUGACGUUACAGGGGGGGGAGGCUCAGCCCGGAAGUAGCUGCAAAAAUGUCAUAUGAUUUGCAAUAGUGUGUGAAAGGAAUAGAACGGUAAUUAGCUGGCGUCCGGACACUAGUACGUGGUUAUCCAUCGGACAGAAUGAUGUGUUAAUGUGCAAGGUCCUUUGCCCCAGACAUGGAGGAGAUAAGAGUAUCUCCUGACUACAACUGGUUCAGAAGCACAGUUCCACUUAGAAGAAUAAUUGUGGAUGAUGAUGACAGCAAGGUUUGGUCCCUGUAUGAUGCUGGGCCCAAAAGCAUUAGAUGCCCCAUCAUCUUCCUGCCUCCAGUCAGUGGGACAGCUGAAGUGUUCUUCCAGCAGCUUCUGGCACUGACAGGCUGGGGAUACAGGGUAAUCUCGCUCCAAUAUCCGGUUUACUGGGACCUGCUGGAAUUUUGUGAUGGAUUCAGGAAGCUACUCGAUCACUUACAGCUGGACAAGGUUCACCUUUUUGGUGCUUCUUUAGGAGGUUAUUUGGCCCAGAAGUUUGCUGAAUGUACGCACAAAUCCCCCAGAGUGCACUCUCUUAUCCUGUGCAAUUCCUUUAGUGACACAUCCAUCUUUAACCAGACAUGGACAGCAAACAGUUUUUGGCUGAUGCCUGCCUUCAUGUUAAAGAAGAUUGUCCUUGGCAAUUUUGCAAAGGGACCAGUCGAUCCAAAAAUGGCAGAUGCUAUUGACUUCAUGGUUGAUCGGCUGGAGAGCCUGAACCAGAGCGAGCUGGCUUCGAGAUUGACACUGAAUUGUCAGAAUUCCUACGUGGAGCCGCACAAAAUAAAAGAUGUCACAGUGACCAUUAUUGAUGUGUUUGAUCAGAGUGCGCUUUCACAUGAAGCGAAAGAGGAAAUGUAUAAACUCUAUCCAAAUGCCAGACGAGCUCAUCUGAAGACGGGAGGAAACUUCCCCUACCUUUGCAGAAGUGCCGAGGUCAAUCUGUACGUACAAAUUCACUUGCGGCAAUUCCACGGCACAAGGUACGCGGCCAUCAACCCGGCCAUGAUCAGUGCAGAGGAGCUGGAGGUACACAAGAGCAGCUUAGGCAACGGCAGGGGCAGUGACGAAGACCAAUAGGAGCCUCCCUCCAUCUCCUCUCCCUGCUCUGGCUCGUACGCUGAGCUGGUGGCACAUUUCUCCUCAGCUACCAGCAGACUCACAGAAUCUUUAACACCGAUCUAAUCACUGUGGACGGUUGGCAUUGUGAUGGGAGAACGAGGCUUUGUGAACCCUAUAAUGGAUGCUAAAUCUUUGAUUCCUACAAACCAAUCAUUGCUCCCUGUGGCAAAAUGUGAUCUGUUCAGAAACAGUUUAACACUAUAGCUUCACAUGCACUUUAGGGUUCACACAGCCUCCCUAUUCAAUCAAUAUUAGAAUAUUGACCAAUCAGCAUUUCAAACAGAGAUCUUUUUCGGUCUCAAGGUUUUUUUUUUUUUUUUUUUUUCUUCUAAGAUGCAGAUUUCAGUUAACACAAUAACUAUAGUAAAUAUAGGAGCAUAUUUUAUUAAUUGUUACUGUAAAUAAUUAUAAAUUGGCUUUGUUUAAAAAAGACAGAAAAAGCCUACAUAUGAGGCCAUCUUUUGUACCCGUUUGCCUUAUGAUUCUAAUCCUUUGUACUCAAUUGUUCAUGGACUUUGUACUGUGCCACUUAAGUCAUUGUUUUUCUUCUUGGUCUUCAAGUUUUUAUUCUAGCACUUUUGUUGUACUGAAUAUGAGCAAUGAUUCCUGCACUGAUAAAUAAGGCUAAAUGAUCUACUGAUGUUUCAAGGAUUACGGCUGGAGAGAGAAUUGUGUACACAGAUUUUUUUUUGUUGAGGAAAAUGAGUUUCACAUCUUUGAUUAAAUCUAUCUUGGUUAUCCAC
Anguilla rostrata (American eel) is the source of this 1900-nucleotide messenger RNA. RefSeq names its product SPG21 abhydrolase domain containing, maspardin (gene spg21). The transcript has 9 exons. Gene Ontology annotation, cellular component: cytosol; trans-Golgi network transport vesicle. Gene Ontology annotation, molecular function: CD4 receptor binding. NCBI's taxonomy places the organism in Eukaryota, Metazoa, Chordata, Actinopteri, Anguilliformes, Anguillidae. Bases 180 to 1115 code for a protein of 311 amino acids. The record is from RefSeq and is a predicted model, not a curated record.